AUGGCGACCAGUUUGCUUCUGUUUCUGUUGCUGGGAUCUGUCUACCACGCCUCUCUUCAGAGCGUUGAGUGUCCUCAGUUCGAGUUUGGAGAUGAAUUCUUCAGAUGUGGAAGUAGUGGAGACUGUGUCCUCGCCCAGGACGUUUGUGACGGCGAAGAUGAUUGUGCAGAAGGUUUAGAUGAAGGAGAUUGCUGGAGCAAAGCGUGUCCACAGUGGGCGCCCCCGGACGACUUUUUCAGGUGUGAAAGUAGUGGAGCCUGUGUCCAUCAGUUGUACACAUGUGACGGUAACCACGACUGUCCUGACGGUUCAGAUGAGACGGAUUGCUCGGGCGGAGGGUGUCCCCACCCCGAAGAUUUCAGGUGUGAAAGUAGCGGAACUUGUAUCCAUCCGGCAAACCAAUGUGACGGCAUUGAUGACUGUGCAGACGGCUCAGAUGAGGAAGACUGCUGGACCAAGGAGUGUCCCGAUUCCGACAACUACUUCAGGUGUGAACGUAGUGGAGCAUGUGUUUAUCAAUCGAAUACAUGUGACGGUAACCGUGACUGUCCUGACUGGUCAGAUGAGAAGAAUUGCUCAGUCGGAGAGUGUCCCUUUGCCGAAGAUUUCAUGUGUGAGAAUAGUGGAGCAUGUAUCGUCGAAUGGAAUAGGUGUGACGGUAAUCAUAAUUGUCCUGACGGUUCGGAUGAAAGGGAUUGCUGGAGUGUAGAGUGUCUCGAACCCAACAAUUUCAGGUGUAAAAGUAGUGGAACUUGUAUCCAUCCAGCAAACCAAUGUAACGGCGUUCAUGACUGUGCAGACGGUUCAGACGAGGAAGGCUGCUGGAGCAAAGAGUGCACCCAAUGGUUACCCUUUGCCGUUUACUUCAGGUGUGAAAGUAGUGGAGCAUGUGUCCCUGAAUGGUUUACGUGUGACGGGCGCUACGAUUGUCAUGACGGUUCAGAUGAGAAGGAUUGCUGGAGUGAAGAGUGUCCCUUUCACGACUAUUUCAGGUGUAAAAGUAGUGGAGCCUGUGUCCAACAGUCUGGACUAUGUAAUGGUUACGAUGACUGCCCUGACAGUUCGGAUGAAGACUGCUCGAGUGAAGAGUGUCCCGAUCCCGAUUUUUUCAAGUGUGAAAGUGGUGAAACCUGUGUCCAUCCGUCAAAGCAUUGUAACGGCAUCAAUGAUUGUAUCGACGGUUCAGAUGAGAAUUGCUGGGACACAGAGUGUCCCUUUAAGGACGCUAUAAGGUGUGAAAGUAACGGAGCCUGCCUCAGUCCAGAACAAUUUUGUGAUGGACACCGUGACUGCCGGGACGGUUUAGCAUUAGAUGAUGAAGAUUGCGAAGAGUGCCCAUAUCCUAACGAUUUCAUGUGUGAAUACGGUGGAAUGUGCAUCCGUCCGGAGAAACACUGUGACGGUUUCGAGGACUGUUUUGACCACUCAGAUGAGGAAGACUGCUGGGGCAAGGAGUGCCUUGUGUCCGAGAGUUUCAAGUGUACAGUUAGCGCAAAAUGUAUCCUUGACACGAAGCGCUGCGAUGGGAUUGUCAACUGUCACCGCUAUGACGUCCGCGACGACUCCGAUGAGAGUAGCUGCGGUAAGCUCACUUUUUCAUAA
This is a messenger RNA of Branchiostoma floridae (Florida lancelet), 1602 nucleotides long. RefSeq names its product sortilin-related receptor-like. The transcript has a single exon. The record is from RefSeq and is a predicted model, not a curated record. Lineage: Eukaryota; Metazoa; Chordata; Leptocardii; Amphioxiformes; Branchiostomatidae. Gene Ontology annotation, molecular function: protein binding. Bases 1 to 1602 code for a protein of 533 amino acids.